UAAAUACAAUAGUCCCAAAGGGUCUUGUGUUUCCAUUCACUUGUCAUCAGCUUCUUCUCUUCUCCGUAACAAAGUUGCAAGCUUUCUUUGGUUUUCUGAACGUAAGGGUCAAGCAAUCGUUUUUUUCAUGAUGCCGACUGUUAACCCUGAUCCGUCUGACAAAGAUGCUGAGCCGUUUGUUGAAACCGAUCCGACUGGCCGCUAUGGCCGAUACAGCGAGCUAUUGGGGAGUGGUGCUUGUAAGAAAGUGUAUCGCGCAUUUGAUCAGCAAGAAGGAAUUGAGGUGGCUUGGAACCAAGUGAAGCUGAGGAACUUUUGUGAUGACCCUGCCAUGGUGGAAAGGCUUUACUCUGAAGUGAGGCUUCUCAGAAGCUUGAAAGACAGAAAUAUCAUUGCCCUUUACAGUGUGUGGAGGGACGAGCAGCGAAACACGUUGAACUUCAUCACUGAAGUGUGUACCAGUGGGAAUCUGAGGGAGUACAGGAAAAAGCACAGGCAGGUUUCCAAGAAGGCCCUGAAGAAGUGGUCUAAGCAGAUCCUGAAAGGGUUGGACUAUUUGCACACACAUGAUCCCUGCAUCAUCCACAGAGAUCUCAAUUGCAGUAAUGUGUUUGUCAAUGGGAAUACUGGCCAGGUUAAGAUUGGUGACUUGGGUUUGGCAGCAAUUGUUGGCAAGAACCAUUGUGCACACACCAUUCUCGGCACACCAGAAUUCAUGGCUCCAGAGUUGUAUGAUGAAGACUACACUGAAUUGGUGGACAUAUACUCAUUUGGGAUGUGUGUGUUAGAGAUGGUGACACGGGAGAUUCCUUAUAGCGAGUGUGACAAUGUUGCAAAGAUAUAUAAGAAGGUCUCUUCUGGGUUGAGACCUGCAGCUUUGAACAAGGUGAAAGAUCCAGAGGUGAAGGAAUUCAUUGAGAAGUGCCUUGGUCAACCAAGGGCAAGACCUUCUACUGCUGAGCUUCUCAAAGAUCCUUUCUUUGAUGAGCUUGUUGAUGAUCAGGAAUGAAUGCUCUCAGUUUUGGAACUCAGUUCAGCAUUGUAUCAUAAUGCAGAAUGAAGUUGUUAUGGUAGAUAAAUCUGUGACCUGAAUGUUAGCUGUUGUUAAAAUAGUGUGACUUCUCCACUUUGUAAUUACAAAAACAAUUUGUCUAACUCAUCUGUUCACUAAGGUUUGUGAAUGAAUGUUUACAAAAUCAAUUAUAAUUGCCAUUGUAAAUUGAUUAGGCCUCACCUAUUUAAGUGAGGGAUUGUGCAGCAGUGUAUCAAGAAAUUGUAAUUAUUUUAUAAUUACUCAAUUCUCUCAAUAAAUUGUUACUAAAGUUUUUUUUUU
This is a messenger RNA of Lotus japonicus, 1333 nucleotides long. Its product is annotated as probable serine/threonine-protein kinase WNK11. Bases 128 to 1009 code for a protein of 293 amino acids. The transcript is spliced from 3 exons. Gene Ontology annotation, cellular component: cytoplasm. Gene Ontology annotation, biological process: intracellular signal transduction; protein phosphorylation. Gene Ontology annotation, molecular function: protein serine/threonine kinase activity; ATP binding. The record is from RefSeq and is a predicted model, not a curated record. Lineage: Eukaryota; Viridiplantae; Streptophyta; Magnoliopsida; Fabales; Fabaceae.